Molecule: messenger RNA, 1737 nt
Organism: Anopheles marshallii
Lineage: Eukaryota; Metazoa; Arthropoda; Insecta; Diptera; Culicidae
Gene: sNPF-R
Product: prolactin-releasing peptide receptor
Exons: 1
Coding region: 1-1737 (578 amino acids)
Biological process (GO): G protein-coupled receptor signaling pathway
Cellular component (GO): plasma membrane; neuron projection
Molecular function (GO): neuropeptide Y receptor activity; neuropeptide binding
Source: RefSeq, a predicted model, not a curated record
AUGCUGACGCCAGUGUCCGGACUGGUAAGCUUGGUGGGCGCUGUAACGGCAGCGGCCGCAGCCUCAACGUCCCCGGCGGCAAUGGCGUCACUAGUGCUCGAUCACACCGAGCUCCCGUUGCUGGAAACAGCAGCGCCGGGCACCGCAAUACCCGGCCGUGGACUUUUCGCCACGAACGCAACGAAUCUCACACUGUCGCUCGAGGAACUGCUGCUGUUCGGACGCUCCAAUAACUCCACGGUGGCACCGGCCAGUGCGGACAACGAUAUUAUCUUCACGAACAAGCUCGUACAGAUCGUGUUCUGUGUGCUUUACUCCAGCAUCUUUGUGCUGGGCGUGUUCGGCAAUGUGCUGGUGUGUUAUGUCGUGUUUCGCAACAAAGCCAUGCAAACGGUGACGAACCUGUUCAUUACGAAUCUCGCCCUCUCGGACAUACUGCUGUGCGUGCUGGCCGUACCGUUCACUCCGUCCUACACGUUCAUGAGACGGUGGGUGUUUGGGAAGCUGCUAUGUCACACCGUACCGUUGGCGCAGGGGUGCAGUGUGUACAUAUCGACGCUAACGUUGACGUCGAUCGCGAUCGAUCGGUUCUUCGUGAUCAUCUACCCGUUCCAUCCGCGCAUGAAGCUCUCAACCUGCAUCACCAUCAUCGUGCUGAUAUGGUCGUUCGCGAUAAUGGUGACGAUGCCGUACGGGCUGUACAUGAGGCUGCACGGCGUCACGUUCAACGGCACCGACAGCACCACGAACAGCACUACGAACAGCGCCAUGUACUGCGAGGAGCUGUGGCCCUCGGAGGAAAUGCGGAAAACGUUCUCCAUCGUCACAUCCAUACUGCAGUUCGUGCUGCCAUUCAUCAUCAUGGCGUUCUGCUACGUUUGCGUGUCGAUACGGUUGAACGAUCGGGCCCGCACCAAACCGGGCAGUAAAACUUCGCGCCGCGAGGAGGCCGAUCGUGAUCGCAAGAAGCGUACGAACCGGAUGCUAAUCUCGAUGGUGGCCAUCUUUGGCAUUUCCUGGCUGCCGCUGAACGUGGUCAACAUGUGCAACGACUUCAACUCGGACAUUAACAGUUGGCGGUUUUACAAUCUGAUCUUUUUCAUCGCCCACCUAACGGCCAUGUCCUCCACGUGCUACAAUCCGUUCCUGUACGCAUGGUUGAAUGACAACUUUCGCAAAGAGUUUAAACAGGUGCUACCCUGCUUCGAUCCGUCCCGGGGCCGGGCGGGAACGGUCGGGGGGAACCGGGCCGGUGGGGGGUGGCGUUCCGAAAGGACAUGCAACGGCAACAACGAUACCGUGCAGGAAACGCUCAUACCGAGCUCGCAAAUACUGCCCAGCAGUCGCAGCUCGCAACCGCACCAACAACCGCAACAGCUGAGCUCAUCCUCCAGCCAGGGCCAGAGCAAUCAACCGACGGUGGAUUCGAUUCUGCUCUCGGAGGUUGUCCCACCGCUGUCGCUACCACCGCCGCUCACCGGCAACGCGCUACCGAGCGUACAGAGCGCGGAGACCGUAAUCCUACCGUCGGGCGUGCUGGAAACUCCGUUCGAUGUGCAGCUCAUACCGAGUGCGGGACAGCCGGUCAGCAACGGCACGUCGGAGGCGUCAAAUCUCACCACAUCUGCGGGCGUCCGAAACGGAUUAAGCCAUGCGUGUACGAACCCAAAACUUUCUUCGCUUAUACUCAUCAACGAUGGUACCACGGCUGACUCGAAAGUACCCGCUAUACUUUAA